AUGGAAUCUCAAUCUGGCCAAGGCAACGAAGAUUCAAUUGCAGCAAUCAAAGACAUGAGACAGCAGCUAGAAUCCCGUGCUGAAACCAUUCACACGACACAGCUAGACCUUAUUGCCUCCCUUCAAACCCUAGUUCCAGAUAUCGUUUCCUCGCUCGAUCUUUCUCUCAAAACUAUCUCUACUUUCAACAACAAACCCUUUACUCCCCUCCCCAAGAAUCUUCCCUCGAAACCCAGUUUUGAUAAAGCCCACAUUCCCAAAUUACCCCACGAGAACACUAAAAUGCUCCCUUCUGCCUCUCUUGCAAAGCUCUCGGAGAAAGAGAAUGAGAGGGCAUUGAUAGAGGAGAGUGGAGGGCCGCUUUCGGUGGUCAGGUCAAUGGUGGCGGUUUGUUUACAAGAGAGGGUUCCGUUUAAUCCGAUUGAUUCCUCUACAGUGUUGAGGAAGUUGGAGAACGAUGCUUCGGCCACGGUGGCUGAGAAGGCGGCUCUCAGGGAACUGGGUGGUGAGUCAGGAUCGAUUUUAGCUGUGGAGAUGGCGUUGAGGUCAAUGGCUGAGGAUAACGGUGGAGUGGAGUUGGAGGAGUUUGUCGUGAGUGGGAAAUCACGGGUUAUGGUGAUGAAUAUCGACAGGACUAGGCUUUUGAAAGAGUUACCUGAAAUUAAGCAGUUGAAUGAGGAGAGUUCUAAUGAUGGAAAUAGGAUUAGUGAUGUGGCAAAGGCUGGAGAGAGUGUGAGUGGUGGAGGGGGUUUUGGCAUGGGGAGGGGAAUGCCCGAGACGUGGAUGGGAGGACAGAUGAUGAUGCAUAGGGGUGGUGGACCUAGAGGGACGGGAAUGAUAGGGGUUCCGAGAGGUGUUGGAGUGCCGCCUCCUAUGCAUAGGCAGCCUUCAAUGGGGCCGAAUGGGUCGCAAGGCGGGGGGAUGAGUACACCUUUGCAGAAGCCUAGGACAGAGGAGGAUGAUAUGAAGGAUCUCGAGGCUUUAUUGAAUAAAAAGAGUUUCCGGGAAAUGCAGAAGUCAAAAACUGGGGAAGAGCUUUUGGACCUAAUUCACAGACCGACUGCUAAGGAAACUGCUGUGGCUGCAAAGUUCAAAAGCAAAGGUGGUUCCCAAGUAAAAGAGUACUGUUCAGCAUUAACAAAAGAAGAUUGCCGACGUCAGUCUGGUUCCUUCAUUGCUUGUGACAAGGUUCAUUUUCGACGCAUAAUUGCUCUUCAUACUGAUGUUAAUUUGGGGGAUUGUUCUUUUCUCGACACCUGUCGUCACAUGAAGACAUGCAAGUAUGUCCAUUACGAGCUCGACUCAACUCCAGAUGUAUCGCCUGUGAUGAUGGGGCAAGCUAGUUUACCUCCCCAAAAGCCACUGAAGGCUCAUUAUUGUUCAGAAGUAGAGCUCGGAGAACCACAAUGGAUUAAUUGUGAUAUACGUUCAUUUAGAAUGGACAUUUUAGGGCAAUUUGGAGUUAUAAUGGCUGAUCCACCCUGGGAUAUUCAUAUGGAAUUGCCUUAUGGGACAAUGGCCGAUGAUGAAAUGCGCACUCUCAAUGUUCCUGCAUUACAGACUGAUGGUCUGAUAUUUCUUUGGGUUACUGGGCGAGCAAUGGAGCUUGGACGUGAAUGUUUGGAACUUUGGGGAUACAAGCGUGUCGAAGAGAUCAUCUGGGUGAAGACCAAUCAACUUCAACGAAUUAUCAGAACUGGUCGCACUGGCCAUUGGCUCAAUCAUAGCAAGGAGCAUUGCCUUGUUGGAGUGAAGGGCAACCCAGAAGUAAAUAGGAAUAUUGAUACUGAUGUCAUUGUUGCUGAAGUUCGAGAAACAAGUCGUAAACCAGAUGAGAUGUAUGCCAUGCUAGAAAGGAUAAGUCCGAGGACAAGAAAGCUGGAAUUGUUUGCUAGGAUGCACAACGUACAUGCUGGGUGGAUAUCACUUGGUAAUCAGUUGCAAGGAGUACGGUUGGUGGAUGAAGGACUGCGAGCAAGAUUUAAGGCUGCGUACCCUGAUGUGGAGGUGCAGCCAGCAUCACCACCAAGGGCCACUCCAAUGGAAGUGGAAGCUAGUGCUCCUCAAAUGAGGACACCAUUUGUCGAAGGUGAAACAAAAUUAUCAGGAAAUCAAUUUGCAGAGCCUGCUGGUUCAGCAGCAGCCUAUCCAUUUGAAGCAAAGCCUAUGAAUAUUGAUGGAGAGAUGAUAAGCUAG
Molecule: messenger RNA, 2196 nt
Organism: Fraxinus pennsylvanica
Lineage: Eukaryota; Viridiplantae; Streptophyta; Magnoliopsida; Lamiales; Oleaceae
Source: the annotation of a GenBank genome assembly